AUGGAUUUUCUGGACGUUGUGGAAGUCGUCUCUGCAGUCAUACUGCAACUCAAAGCCCGGUCCUAUGGAGAAUCGUACAUUAUCGACAGGGCGAUAAUUCAGGUAGCGGAGACCAUAAGAAAAGAUCUAGAGCGGAAUAAAUAUUUCCUCAUCAAUGGUGAAGUUGAGAAGUUGUUGGAAAAUCUUCUUGCUGCUGUUUACAAGAUGGAGGAUUUUGCUGAAACGGUUGUCCCGCGAAGAAUGCAUGAAAGGAGAAUGGGCUUCGGUCGGAGGUACAUUUUCAUCCUUCGUCAGAUAUUGAAUUUGAAGGCUAGAGUAGACUUUGCAAGUGAGAUGAAGAAGAUCGUAUCCGAGAUUAAUCAUGCUAUUGACGAAUUAGGUGUGAGCAGACAAAGCCAUCCACGUGAAGAAUCAGACGUCAUUGGCUCGGAAGAGGAGAAGGGAAAGAUGGUGACCUGGCUAACUGACACUAAUUCCUGCCCAAAUCUUGGGUUCAUCUUAAUCUCAGGCCAAUCUGGCUCCGGCCAGACUACACUUGCAACGAAAAUAUAUAAGAGUCGCGAGAUUGAGCGUCAUUUUGAAUUUCGCGCAUGGGUUUCUGCCUCUGACGACCAUGUAUCCAAUCUCCGGAGCAUUUUGCAGAAGAUUACUGAAGAUUCAAUGGUGGUUGAUAUGGAAUCUACCGAAAGAGAAUCAAUGGAAAAGAAGAUCUGUGAGAUUUUGCAUAAGAAACGGUGGCUGAUAGUGGUCGAUAAUGUGCAAAACCCAAAUCUUUUCAAGACUAGACCAGGUUCUGCCUUAUCAGACGUAGGUGAUGGUAGCAGGAGCAGGGUGAUAAUGACAAUGACAACGACUUCUGAGAACGAAUGCCUCAUCAAGGGCUUUAUGGAUGGAUAUCAAAGUUUAUGUUAUGAGCUCCAGCCGUUACAGGACGAGGACGCAUGGCAUUUGUUCUUGAAAAAGGUACGCUUAUUACCAGAUAAUGUUGAGUCCUCUGAUAUAGAUAAGCUCAAAAGAAAAGUUCUUGCGAAAUGCGAAGGCAUACCUUCGGCAAUCCUGGUGCUUGGUCGUUUUCUGUCCACAAAAAAGUGCUACGAAGAAUGGUUGGCAGUUCUUGAGCACUGGGACUCAAAAAUCUUCGCCUUGAUGAAUAGUGAGCAGCUUUCCGGGUCGAGGCCUUGCCUGCUUUAUUUUGGGCUUUUCCCAAAAGGAUACGAAAUUCCAGUGAGAAGGUUAUUGCGUUUAUGGCUUGCAGAAGGGCUAAUUGUAACUGAUAAUCGGAAUCCGGAGGAAAUUGCUCAAGGGAUUCUGACAAAUUUUAAAAACAAAGGGUUGAUUGAAAUAGUAAAAAGGAGAAAAGAUCGGAGUGCCAAAACAUGCCGUAUGACUGGCAUCCUAUAUGAUUUCUGCUUGUCAAAAGCUGAAGAUAUAUUUGGCCUUCUCCACAUCCACCCAACUGCGCCAGAUGACGAAAGUAGUGAUGCAUCUCCCAAGUUUGGUGUUCGCAGUGUUGCUGAUCAUUGUGACAUCAAAAACUAUUCCCGUAAAUACUCGCACAUGCAACAUCUGCGCUCUUACUUGUCCUUCAACAUUCAAAAGAAAGAUACGCCCGUGGUGGGAAUAGGAAACUUUCUCAGUGAAGUCAUUGGUCAUCGAGGCUUUGGAUUGCUCAAGGUGCUUGAUCUAGAACGUGUUUACAAACCUACAUUGCCCCAAAAUCUGGGGCAACUCUAUCUCUUAAGGUACUUGGGUUUAAGAUGGACCUUCUUGGAUACGAUUCCCCACUCUGUUAGUGAGCUGCGCUACCUUGAAACCUUGGAUGUGAAGCACACCUAUAUCAGCUCUCUACCCAAUUCUAUUUGGAAGAUGGAAGACCUGCGGCAUUUGUGUCUUAAUGAAAUACGCCUUGACAUGGAAAAUCGCAACAAUAUUUCUCUUACUAAGCUCCAGACGCUGUGGGGAUUAUUUGUGGACAACAAUAGUCCAGUGGAGAAUGGUUUGGAUAGAUCAAUCAAUCUCAGGAAAUUGGGUCUAACAUUUCAUUUAGAUCAUGACUCCGUUGACAAAUUAAAUGCGUGGAUUGCACACCUCGAAGGGCUUGAAUCUCUGAGGUUAAGAUCCAAGGACGAGGAUGGUCGACCUUCAAAGCUUGAAUUAAAGCCUCUAUCAAGCCUAAAGAAUCUCACCAACCUGUAUUUGCUUGGAAACUUACCGGAGCUACAUAGUGAGUACUUUCCUCAAAGUAUUAAAGUUCUUACUUUGUCCGUAUCAAAGCUGGAAAAAGAUCCCAUGCCAAUCCUUGCGAGGCUGCCAAAGCUUUCUGUCCUUCAGCUAUUGGCCGAUUCCUACAAUGGGAAGGAAAUGGUGUACCCGAAUGGCGGCUUCCAAUCACUAAAAAGUUUGAAGCUCUGGAUGCUCAAGGAAUUGGAGACAUGGACAAUGGAGCAAGGAGCAAUGCAGAAUUUGGAAGAAUUGGAAAUCCGAUGCUGCCACAAGCUGAAGGAAAUUCCCAUAAUAAAUCGGAACAGCAUUGGCAAAAUAAUUUUAACGAACAUGCAAGAGGAAUUUGUAGUUAAUGUUCGAGCCAAAUUUCCCAAGGAAAUCCUCGAAACUCCACCGCCAUUGCCAGUACGAUGUGAUCAUUGUCGGGAUGUGAAGCAGACACAACAGAACAGUUCCACCACCGGUGACGCAUAGCAAGAAACAGUGCUAUUACUGGUGUUGAGCUCUCAAGUAUCCGUCUUCUGAUGCAUGUCAUUAAUUCCAUGUUGAGAGAUCAAGUAACCAUAAUUACUAAUUUGUUGUGUAUUUUUAAAGUCAUUCCUCUGAUGUUGGCAUAAUUUGUGUUUCUGUUUGAAUUUGAUCUCUAUGUUAUGGAGUAAUGUAAUAGUUGAAGAUGCAAACAUUUAUGUAAUCUCUUAUGGAUCUAUUCAUCAAAAAUCUCGAUGUUAUGGAUCUCUCUGUGUGACCGAUGCAGACAUUUGGGUUCCAUUUCUAUAUAUGAUUGAAGUAUGAGAUUUUGUGG
Molecule: messenger RNA, 3025 nt
Organism: Corylus avellana
Lineage: Eukaryota; Viridiplantae; Streptophyta; Magnoliopsida; Fagales; Betulaceae
Product: disease resistance protein RPM1
Biological process (GO): defense response to other organism
Molecular function (GO): ADP binding
Source: RefSeq, a predicted model, not a curated record